AUGAAGCAUACAAGAGAAAUUCAGCCAAGUAGUAAGUCAAUUAAGACAGAACAAGUAUCAAAUAGUUUACAGAAACGUGUGGCUCAUUAUAAAAACAUAUGCAAGAAAUUAGGAGUUUUGCCUGUGAGGAAGGUGUUCUCACAGUUCGGAAGUGUAGAUUUAUCCUUUAAAAACAUAACUCUGACACCUAAAGAUGUCAUGGCACUUUGCUUAGCGUUAAAAGAGGAAGAGCAAGCAGCUAGUCUCGACCUGACUGGUAUCUGUGUCAACCAGAACAGCAUUGAUCAAAUCUUACACUUAUUGGACUGGCUGCCUGGAAUCUAUCAAGUGGGCCUAGGGUUCAACAAUCUGAGCGGCUCUGCGGUGAUCACUUUGAGUCGUUACCUCACAGAAGACAACUGUAUAUCUAGACUGGAUCUGACAGGUAACCGACUCAAUGAUCGUGACGCAUUAACAGUUGGAGAGCUGCUGAAAGUAAGUGUCCGUCGCAAGUUUAAAUGCUAUUCCCUUAGCCAGUGUGUCCCAAAUUGUGCGAAGUGUUCCGUUAAGGAAAACAAUUGGGAAACACUGCCCCAAGCCAAGAAUAAAACAUUAGAGGUCCUUGACCUUAGCUGGAACCACAUCAGACGAUAUGGAGCCAUAGGCGUGGCUCGUGGUUUACAGCGGAACACUUCGAUCUGUACGGUCAACUUGUCCUGGAAUGGAUUUGGUUUCGAAGGCUCCGUGGCAGUGGGAGACAUGCUCUCAGAGAACACGACCAUCACGGAGCUGGACCUGGGCUGUAACAGGAUUGGUCCACCGGCCCUGCUGGAGGUGCUGCGUGGUGUGGCCAGGAACAGAACAUUGCACAUAUUGAAGAUCGGUUUUAACCCCAUCACUGCUGGUUUCACGAGCAUUAUACUCUCGGUCAUUAGGAAGAAUAAUCACAUUGGACUUCAGAAUGUUGAUCUACAGGGAGUUGUUGUGGACAAAGAGUUCGUGGUGCUGCUGCAAGAGAUUCAAAAAGACAGAUUCUUCAUAGUCCAGUACGAGCUGUCAUUACCAGUGAAGAAGUUGACCACCGAGGAGAUGAGAGAGAUGGUGGGCCUGCCAUGCGCUUACAACGUGGACCCACUCAAGUUGUUGUACUUGUUAAAAGAAAAAAUGAGAGCCGCAGACUUUUUCUACAAGAUCAACAAAGAUAAAGAUGAUGGUCUACAGAAGAAUGAGCUGUACAACCUGUUUGAAGAAGCAGGUCUGCCCGUCACGAGCAGCGUGUUGGAUAAAAUUAUGGAGUUUAUGGACACCAAUGAAGACGGAAUCAUUGAUCUGAAAGAAUUUCUACUCGGCGACAAGAGAAUCAAGAAUAUCUCCAGAAAGCAGGUCAGGGUUGAACAAGAGCGGAGAGCUAAAGAUAUUGACUACAAUAAGUACUCACGUACGUUCCAGAAGGCUCACAUUGAUCCUAUCACCAGUACUCUGAAGAUUGAUCCUAGCACAUCCCCCAUGAGACAGUCAAGGCGCAAGUCAUCCACGGACAAAACAGUAUCAGAUACUCUCAACGAGGAAUUCAAUCUUAAUUUGCCCUAAACACUAAAGAUACAACUCUAUAGACCGUUAUAUUCAUUUUAAAAAUCUUUCAUUUGAUAUUU
Molecule: messenger RNA, 1631 nt
Organism: Biomphalaria glabrata
Lineage: Eukaryota; Metazoa; Mollusca; Gastropoda; Planorbidae
Product: leucine-rich repeat-containing protein 74B-like
Exons: 13
Coding region: 1-1569 (522 amino acids)
Molecular function (GO): calcium ion binding; protein binding
Source: RefSeq, a predicted model, not a curated record